Triticum aestivum (bread wheat) is the source of this 5078-nucleotide messenger RNA. RefSeq names its product protein phosphatase 2C and cyclic nucleotide-binding/kinase domain-containing protein. Gene Ontology annotation, biological process: protein phosphorylation. The record is from RefSeq and is a predicted model, not a curated record. Lineage: Eukaryota; Viridiplantae; Streptophyta; Magnoliopsida; Poales; Poaceae. The transcript has 7 exons. The coding region runs from base 367 to 2067 and encodes 566 amino acids. Gene Ontology annotation, cellular component: cAMP-dependent protein kinase complex. Gene Ontology annotation, molecular function: cation binding; cAMP-dependent protein kinase activity; ATP binding.
CCACACACACCUCCCUCCUCCUCUCACUUUCUCCGCUCCUCUCUGCCUUGCUUGCUUCCUCCUCUACCCGCCUCACAAACGCCCCCCCCCCCCCCCCCCCCUCCAUCUCUCUCCCACGCAGGUCCGUAUGCUGCCGCAGAUUCCCCACUUUUCGCGAGCAACGUCCGUGAGCGUAUGAACUUUUCUGAUACGUAAGGAAAUAAGUAUCAUCUACAGAGUGUGGCGCUCUGAGUUCUCGGAUUCAGUAUAUGUUGACAGCUUCUUGAAAUUGAUCUUGUCGGUCCAUCGUUUAUUGCUGGAUCGGAGAAUUCUGAGUGUUCAUGUUCUUUCUGCCUCUUGGCCCUUACCAAGCUGGUUUUACAUCUGAUGGGAUGCUCACCUUCGAAGUGUUGUUUUUGUUCACAUUUUAAGGGAUGUUUGCGUUACCACGGGUGUCUUAAUCAAACACCUGACUCCCGAAGAGAGUCAAGGGGAAAAUCAAGUUGGGGAAGGGCAAAGAUAGAUUCUAGUGCUUCAGAUGGCUCUUCUGAUGAUCUAGAGGGAGAUGAUGGAUUUGGCCAAAUGAACAUUACAAGGGAAUCAAAUGUUGGUAUUAAUCGUCUCUCAAGGGUCUCUUCACAGUUUCUUCCUCCAGAAGGUUCGCGCAAAGUUCGAGUCCCGUUGGGAAACUAUGACCUGAGAUACUCCUAUUUGUCUCAGAGAGGUUACUACCCAGAGUCAUUGGACAAACCAAACCAAGAUAGCUUCUGCAUACACACUCCAUUUGGAACAAGCCCUGAUGACCACUUCUUUGGUGUAUUUGAUGGUCAUGGGGAAUAUGGAGCUCAGUGCUCGCAGUUCGUGAAACGAAGAUUGUGUGAAAACUUGCUCCGGGACAGCCGGUUUCGUACUGAUGCUGUUCAGGCUCUUCAUUCUGCUUUCUUGGCAACAAAUUCUCAGCUCCAUGCGGACAGCUUGGAUGAUUCCAUGAGUGGUACUACCGCGAUCACUAUACUGGUGAGGGGCAAAACAUUGUACAUUGCAAAUACAGGUGAUUCACGUGCUCUUAUUGCUGAGAAAAGAGGAGAGUAUAUUAUUGCUGUUGACCUGUCCAUAGAUCAAACUCCUUACCGGACCGAUGAGGUCGAAAGGGUCAAGGAGUGUGGUGCCAGGGUUCUGACAUUGGAUCAAAUAGAAGGACUAAAGAAUCCAGAUGUUCAGUGUUGGGGCAACGAGGAAAGUGACGAUGGCGAUCCUCCAAGGUUGUGGGUGGAAAAUGGCAUGUAUCCGGGAACUGCUUUUACUCGUAGUAUUGGAGAUUCUGUUGCUGAAUCAAUUGGCGUCGUCGCAAAUCCUGAAAUUUUUAUCCUGGAGCUCAGUGCCAGCCAUCCAUUCUUCGUUAUUGCUAGUGACGGAGUUUUCGAGUUUCUUUCUAGCCAAACAGUCGUAGACAUGAUUGCUAAAUACAAGGAUCCUCGUGAUGCAUGUGCUGCAGUUGUUGCUGAGUCCUAUCGUCUCUGGCUGCAGUAUGAAACUCGUACGGAUGACAUCACAAUCAUACUUGUACAUAUUAAUGGGUUAACUGAUAGUGGUUCCACCCAUACCGUAUUGAAGGUGUCUUUACAACCAUCACAGCAAGUAGUAGAACUGGUGGGCUCUGAAUCACCAUCCAUCACAAGUUUGAACCCCAAUAACCAGCGUUCCAGGCAUGAUCUAUCACGUGCACGGUUGAGAGCUAUUGAAAGUUCUCUGGAAAAUGGUCAACUAUGGAUUCCCCCAUCUCCAUCACAUCGCAAGACAUGGGAAGAGCAAGCACAUAUUGAGAGGAUACUACAUGAUCAUUUCCUCUUCAGAAAGCUCACUGAUUCACAACGCAAUGUUUUACUUGAUUGCAUGCAACGGGUUGAGGCAACACCCGGGGAUAUAGUGGUGCAGCAGGGUGGUGAAGGCGACUGCUUUUAUGUAGUUGGGAGUGGUGAGUUUGAAGUUCUGGCCAUGCAGGAAGAAGAUGGGAAGGAAGUAACCAAGGUCUUGCAUCGGUAUACUGCUGACAAACUAUCUUCCUUUGGAGAGCUAGCACUGAUGUGAGUCAGUUUUACUCGGUGUUUUAUUAUACUGUUUCAGUAUGUUUAUAAGCGAAGUUUCUGUAGAAAAUACUUGGGUGAACACCUGUCACCCCUAGUGUUACCAUUCAACACGCAUACGUGUGAGAGGUGGUGAAUAAUGGUCAGCUCUCAGUGUCACAUUGAUUUUAUCAGUCAGUACAUAAUUAAGCUUUUCUUCUCUGCACCUAAAUAUGGAGCUUAGAGCCGUACUCAACCAUUGGCCCUUGUAAUCAGUCACUCGAUCAUUUCGAAGGACAUACAACACUAAGUGCCAAAUCUGAAAGCUAAUGCAUUACUCUCUUUUGUCAAUAAAGGGCACUUUUAUUGACUCAAAAUGUAGCAUCAAGUGGAUACAAAGCAUGAUGAGCAACGCACACGGUCAAUACCAACAGUCCGACAAAAUGAAAAUUAAAAACCGACAUACUGCAACAGAAGAGUCAUAGGAUCGACACUAUUGAGAGCCUUGGCGACUAGGUCGCAGUGGAUCACAUCCAACCACGGGUUGGAUGAGACCGAUCUGGAGAUAUGGUUGGAUGAGACCGAUCUGGAGAUAGCGCUCGCGUCGCCUCCAGGGGGGCGGCUCGGGCGCCCUAGCCGCCGUCGCCUCCAGGCCCUCCCUCCCCCCUGCUUCCCCGCCGCUGCCGGAGGAGGCCGGCGAGCGAAGCUCGCCCGACGGACGGCGGACAGCGGACGGCGGGCCUUCCUCCUCUCCUCGCGAGGGGAUCCUCUGGCCGAAACGUGAUGGCGAACCUGGUUGCCCGGCGUGGAGGCGGAGUAGGCGCGAUGGGGCGGCGGCCCGAUCGGAUUCCGGCGGCGGUUGUGCCUCCACGGCUGCGGGGGCAGCGUGGGGCCGGCCAUGGCGGCUGGCGGCGGCGGAUCUGGGGGCCCACCCUAGAUCGGUUCCCCUUCAGAUGGCGAGUCUCGCAACCUCUAGGCAUCGUGGAGGUGCCGCCGGCGGCGUGUGCUCAGGCUGGUGAUGAUGGCGGCCGUGCUCGGGAGUUGGAUUCCUUCGAACAGAUCUGGGUGAAAACUUGCUUUCGGCUUCUGCCAAGGCCGGCGGUGGCGGCGCUAUCUGCAUCGUUCCCUUUUUGAAGGCAUCGCCGUCGAGAAGUUCAAGGCCACUCUCUGCUACCUCCGGGGGAAACCCUAGAUCAGAUGAUCGAAUGACGGCGGCGCUCUGGUGUCAUUCCCCCUUGGGGGCGUCAUUCUUGGAGGUACACACGUGUUCGAGGGACCAGAGGACAGAUUCUUUGGUGGAGCGGUGCGUCAUCUCACUCAUUGAUGCGCUGUGGUGACUCGGCGUCCGAUGCGCGGAGAUGGACUCGCGCAGGAGGGUGACGCGGUCUGGCGUCGUGGUGGCGUCGACGACAGCUAGACCGGGCAAGGUAGAUGCAGCAGUACAGCUCUGAAGAUGGAUUGGUGGGAGGUGGCUGCGGCGGCCUCAUACCCGGCAGGCGUCCUGGUUGAGGAGUGCGCCGGACCAAUGGGUGACCCAUACCCGACAGGCGUCCUGGAUGGGACCUCGGGUCUUAAAUGUUAGGUUUGGUUGUGAGGUCUGUUUGGUAUUAGGCCCAGACUAUUAGCAUCCUUUCAUCAUUUGGAUAGGAGUAACGACAGAUGUUGCAUAGACGGUGGCUUUAGUCUUACGGUUGUAUUACUUUGUAAGGUCUUGUGUGAAUAAUUAAUAAAGUGGCUGCAUGCAUCGUCCAGAUGCAGAGGCUGGGGUCUUCCUCCUUUUUAAAAAAAAAAUUCCUAUGUCGAAUGAGGUGGUGGACUGAUCCGGAGACUAUGCUGCCACCCAUGUUGGGUAAAAACCUCCAUGGCCACCUGCUCCAACCGCAUACACACCAUCUUGAACAGCGGUUGGCACUCCGUUCGGUGUAGCGUAGACCACCUACGAAGCUAGUGCAUACAACGGAGAAUAACCUGUGAAGGAGAACAAUUUUUGCCAUUAAAAACCAAAUCAUUUGUACAUAGCCAACCGAUCAUAACAAGGCAUACGCUUUCAUCCUUAUUAGCGUUUUGAACCUAUUUGGAAUACUGUCCAACCAAUGGCCAUAAAUAUUGGCAACACUUGUUGGCGAUACAAAUUAAACGCUACUUGGAUGACUAACCAUGUAAAACGUGCAAACUUGCACUGAAAAAGGAGGUGAUUGAUUGUCUAACCGUGAGUACAAAAAACUACAGUUCUUACUUCCUUGCCGAUUUGUAACACCCUACAUACCCACUGGACCGCAUUGGAUUUAUGUGCUGCUUGUACAUGGGCUUGGCCCAGCGGAUCAAGCCUUGGAGCGAGCAAGAACUAUAAAGGACACAGGAGUGCAGCGAGGGGAGGUAUCGAACAGGGUUCAAAUAAAAGAAACAAAUAAUAGGAAAAGAAAAAGGAAACGGAAAAAGAAAAAAGAAAAAAAGGGAAGAAAAAAAGAAUCAGAAAAAAAGGAAAAGAAGCCAGUUCAAGAACCUUCUAGAAGGAUCCCAGAACCGAGAAAACCGGCUAGGAAUCUUCUGGAAGGUUCCCAAAACCGGAACUGGCAGCUAUAUGUGCAUUUGUAGAUGGGCCGGCCCAAUCAAUUCGCGCACCUAUGCGUUUGGUCGACACUUUGACGCAGAGAGCUUCAAAUAGGGAAUUCCAUCGAACAGAACAGAACAGAAUUGCUUCUUCCUCGGCUCGCUCCUCCUCCCUCGUGGCCUGACUAGUCUCUCUCUCCCCAUGUAUACUCUCUUGCUCUUCUAUCCUUGAUCUACCAGGUAACUGAGACUAAUCAGCUCUUUGAUGCCUAUGGGGUGCAUGAUAUGUGUGUCUCGUAUAAAUCCUUGCACAUGGAGGUGUUUGUGGAGUUCCAAUCAUGGCUGGUGGCGAGCCAAGCUAAGGAUGCACUGCAUGGACGAUGCAUCUAUAAUGGGUGUUCCCUUUUGGACAUCCAGCAUGCCCCACCGUCCAUCAGCGUCAUCACACUGCCCAACUCAAAGUCGGUCGUUGUUGAUUUUGAUUGU